CAUUCGUUUAGGAUAUUACACACGUAGACUAACAAAUUUACAAGUGUAAACAUGUGGAAAAUCUCCAAUUCUUCCUAUAACUAUUUCACUAAGUCUUUGAUUUCCCCAGCUGUAAUCAAAGAUGAUACUGUGGUCGCACUUAAACAAUUAGCAAUUAAUAGUUAUCUGGUUUUCUAAAACUACAGUUGUUAAAUUAGUAUGAAGCACCUGCUGUGCGUAACUGUUUUUGUUACUGUAUAUAUACAAACCUAGCCACCGCGGUCUAUCGUUAUAGCCAGAGUGAGGAUUUUUAGUUCAAGUGUCAAGCUUAUAUCUGGAGAGUGUAAGAAACAUUAGCUUUGCCAUGUUGGGCCGGAAAUCUCCAAUAGUAUAUACAACUAUAUUUAACUUCUCCUGCGUGACUGACAUAGUUGAAUAUUGACAUCAGUUUACAAAGCAAGCCUGGAUUAUGUACAUGUAAAGAAAUAUGAACAGUUUCAACGAAAGUGUGGUCUAGCUGAAAUUGAACAAGGACCGCCGAUCACUUCAAGAACCAAUCUCCAUGAUUAUGAUGUGUGUAGUACUACCUCGGGGACAUACAACAUCCAUAAAAUAAACCCACUGCUGAGCCAUCACACGUCUACGGUAUACUGAGAUACAAGCGGAGUACUGUCUUGAGGAGAACAGCUUCUAAAUUCCAAUCUGUAUAUUUGUUCUAGCAGCAUGUUUUGUCGCGAGAGCAGUGGUAACCACACCCUUGGUGUAUUCAAAUUAUUGUCUUGUACAUUGUGUUAUAAUUACAUUAUGAAAAUGGACGCCAAAUUCUUCAAAGUGCCUAUCUCGGAACCAGAAGGAUUUGCGUUCCUGGCAGGUCCAGAGUCCGGACUCGAACCUGGAACUCUUGUGAUUCCCGACAUGAGGAACGCGUCAUCGAUAAACAGCAUUUGUAGUACAAUGGACGAGGAGAAAUGUGAAUGGUGGAAAACAUGUUGUGACGCAGCAGUAAAGUGUUGUGAACGACAAAUGAAUAUGGGUUCUACGUCACCAAAGUCGGGGUAUUGUCCCCGAACGUGGGACGGAUUUGGAUGUUUUGACGAUACAAGAGCGGGAGGUAGAGCCUAUUUGGAUUGCCCAGCUUAUGUGGAACACUCAGUUCCGUAUGCCCAGGCUUAUAAGGACUGCACCGAGAAUGGCACGUGGUUUACUCUCACAGACGCCAGGACAGGGCAUAACUUCGAGUGGACCAACUACUCUACCUGUCUGGACAUCGAGAAUCAGCAGCAGUUGGUGUACGUUGGAUUCAUAUGUAGUCUCAUCAGCAUCAUACUGCUAGUUCCGUCCUGUAUCGUGUUCCUGGCGUUUAGACAACUGCGGGUACAACAGAGGAUUCGUCUCCACGUCUGUCUGUUCGCCUCCUUCACUGUGUCGGCUUUCCUGACAAUCCUCUGGGAUUUUCUCGUCGUUUACGAUCGAGUUAAGAAAGCGAACAACCGGGAAGAUAGUUUGAUGGUUCAAAAUACGGGCGGAUGUAAGCUGCUGUACGUCCUUCACCGCUAUAUCCAGAUGUGUAACUAUUUUUGGAUGUUUUGCGAGGGCUUUUAUCUCCAUCGACUCAUCGUGCACGCCUUUGAAGUACCGAAAACACUUAUUGGAUAUUACAUAUUCGGCUGGGGUGGUUCGUGGAUUCCAAUAAUUAUUUACUCUGUAAUUCGGGCAGUGGACACCGAUUUAGACCAGAGUAACUGCUGGGUAAAACACGCAGGCGGAUUUGAGUACUUCAUAUAUAUUCCUAUACUGGUGACUUUAGCGAUCAACAUAUUUUUUUUCAUCAACAUUUUACGGAUUUUACUGACACAGUUACAGUCUCAUCCCAACGAACCAAGUAAUUACAGACGCGCUUUUCGGGCCACGUUUGUACUGGUGCCUCUGUUUGGGAUCCAAUCUAUCCUCGUCAUCUACAGACCUAAUGCUUCCGGGUCAGCUAUGUUCGUGUACGAGGUCGCCAAAACGAUUGUGAUCAAUACUCAGGGCGGAAUCAUUUCUCUAAUUUUCUGCGUUUUCAAUGGAGAGGUCCACACUCACAUGAAGAACCUGGUCAGGAAACGCUGGCCUAAUUUCAUGAAUGGCGAUCCGAGAUUAACGAGCGUGACGUCAACAACACAGUACACAAACGUACAGACAUCAGUGCGCAGAAGCCCGCGCCUUCAGGAAUCCAAUCAACACCAGAGUUACAUCCCAUUGGACACGGUCGAUGACAUGAGUCGAGACGGCACCAAAACAAAUGGACACGUGACUUUCAAAGAAACUCACAAUACUGUGAAUUGAUUUUGAAUUUUGAGCUAUUUAUUAAUAACAACAGAGUAAGGCUUAUCUCGCCUGUAUGCCGUGCGGUCGCUGCCGGUAGCUGUGAGUCCAGAGAUCGACUAACAGGUGGACAACGUUUCUCCCAGUUACUCCGACAUGGCAGACAAAAGUGUGAAAUCUGAAAAGAUAUACGGAAGGGUGGACAACAGGAAGGAAUGAAUAACAGGUUUUAUCGUUCCCAGUCCGCUGUCUCCAUCACUGUCGAACCUUUUUGUUAUGUGUUGUUAAUGAGAAAUUGGAUAUUCGACUCGCUACGAUUGAAUUAAGAUUUUGAAUUUGCUUUAACGAGUCAGUGCUGACUAAAAACCAUUCGAGCAACCUUCGUAUAUUAUAGAUACAGUUCUUUAAUGCAACUAAUGGUAUAGACGUACGACCCGAGGCGGUGGUAUAGUUGACACUUUACCCUGUAUACAAUAUCAAAGGAACAACUAUGUGAAUCUCAAUAAUACUAUAUAGACAGGUUACAACAUGGGAGAUAACUGAUAUUACUCCGUACUCUUCUUUAGUAAAUACGGGUGCUAUCUGUACAGAAUUUGACGUUGUCGAUAUGAAAUGUUCAAACAAAGAAGGCCGUUUUUCGUUUUGCAUCCAUUUUACUUCCGUUUUCCUGUCGUACAUCCUCGAUAUCCAUGGGUUACUCUCACUUUCGCUCUCUGCACCCCUGGAAUAUAUCAUAGCAAAAUUGAAGGCUUAGUGUGCGGCACCUUGUGGACGAGACGAGAAAACUAGUUUGAUCCUUUGAAGUAUAUCAAAAGAAUCUCGUGGUCACGUAACGGUAAAGUUGACAGGCUUUGAAGUCGGGCGUCUCUCCUUUGCAAUCUUCAAGCGUAGCGAAUGGUCAGUUUUUUUUUUACCUGAGACCAAUCAAACAGCUAUUUUCGUGCCUUCGAUUUUGCUAUGACAUAACCCAGGGGUGCAGAGAGCGGAAGUGAGCGUAACCCCUGGAUAUCGAGGAAACACCAAGGGCAAAUUCGCAGCAAAAGGGAUAUAAUAUAAUGGCGAUUGUAUUCCAGUUAUGCUGAAAUAUUUUUAUUUUCAAAUCAGUAUGCUAAUAAAAAUAUUUUCGUUUACAUGAUAAAUAAUAAAAGGAAUGGCUAAUAUUUUUGAUUGAAUAUCACUUACAGGCCUCUUCAGGGUGAGGGCGUGUAUAGGCUUCGUCUGUUGCCGAAUUCCCUUUAAAUCUGAACGAUUUAAUGACAUUUUUUUAAAUAAGAAAAACAAUGAAAUGAAAAAAUAUAUAGCGUCAAUAUGUUACAGUUUCAAGGAUUUUAACGAUAAGAGAUUAGUGCCCUUUAACUCAUGUAGCUAAUCUGAACAUUACUGGCUGUGUAUUUAGAUAUAACCGCAGUAGUCGACAGUACACUGAUAACGCGGUUUGACUUCUGUUCAGCUUUAUAGCCAUUUGAUAAAUUUCAUAUGUAAUAGUAGUUCGACGAAGAUCCGGUUACUUUUUGUUAUUGAUAUUUUAUUGCUUUAUAUAUAUCUAUUGUGUUAUGUUUUUGGAUAUAAUAGUGUAUGUCGUUUAAAUUAGGAUUAUGUAUCAAGAAUGGUGUUUGCAAAUAUAACCCUCCAGACAUAUUUCAAUGAAGAUUAUAAAAGAUGUGAAUUCAGGUAAAAACCUUCUUUUUGAAGUGCAAACACGACGAAAUCAGUAGAGAGGAGAAAUUCCUGUGGUUUUUUGUAUUCCCUUCUAUAUGUUUUAAAUACUCUCCGCUUGGAUUCGCUUCCAAAAUAGCAGUGACUAUUAAACAUGGUAAUCUUUUUUCCUAACCGGUUUUUUUCUUCUUCAUUUAUAUCAGUCUCGGUAACUUUAAAAACGAUUGAAGAACUGAACGAGUGUAUGAGUUAUGUAUAUCGAGUACCUAGAUGUGUUAGAAGGGAGACAACUACGAGAACACGUAGAUAUCUUUCAGUUUAUUAAGUUAAUAGCGAUUGCUAUAAGGAAUAAACGGCGCAAAUUCGUACUAAAGUGUAUGCGAAAACUAUCAAUUGUCACUGUUAUCAUCAUGUUUAUUAUAUAAAAGAGUGCGGUGAGCAUGAAUAGAAUACGUAUUAUCUGAAUUGGUAUAUCAGUUCAACAGCAGACUACAACGAACACCAUACAUAUACAUGCAAAGGGCUUGUAGUCAUGUUUGAAAGGGGCUACAUAGUUGUUUGCACAGCCCAAAACAUAGACAUCCACAUCGUGUUAUGUAAUCUUAUCGAGGCCAAGGUACUUUCCGAUAAACAACCAAACUUUGAUUUUCAUAUCCAAUUUUUUUUUUUAACAUUAUUAACGCCCUAUCCCAAAACAAAUACCAGAUUAAACAUUUGCCUACAUACUACCGCCACUGUUACGUCAUCAAACACUACCAUUACUGUUACGUCAUCAAACAUUUCCGCCAGAAUACGCAACUAUUUCGUCAUCUCAAUACUUUCACAAUCGCCACUGUAAAAUCACCCUUAGUUCAUGUAUUGGAUAGCGGGAGUGUCUAAAUAUAAGCGCCUCUAGAUGUGAUGCAUGUUAACAAUAUUCUGGACUUUUAGCAUGGCUGAUGUUCUUCUAGGUGGAUAGUGGUCAGACAACUGAAACAUUGUACCCAUGUUUUGCGAAUGACUUAUUUAUUUUGUUUAAAUGGUGUGAAUCUGUCACUUGAAAAUAUUGUUGAUUAUCGUUGUUAUUCCCGGUUAGUCUUUCAUUGUGUUUAUGAAAGCAUUUGACGAAGUGAUUAAUUUAAUGUAGAUAAGUAAUUAAUACUAAUUAUAUACAUAGAUGUAUAUAUCUAUAUUUCUAUUUGUUGUACAUGAACGUAUGUGUAUGAAAUCCGUUGUCAUGACGAUGUGGAAUCGAUCCACAUGUAUGCUGUAAAAAUAAAGCAUAUCAA
Molecule: messenger RNA, 5207 nt
Organism: Mizuhopecten yessoensis (Yesso scallop)
Lineage: Eukaryota; Metazoa; Mollusca; Bivalvia; Pectinida; Pectinidae
Product: calcitonin gene-related peptide type 1 receptor-like
Exons: 13
Coding region: 703-2304 (533 amino acids)
Biological process (GO): cell surface receptor signaling pathway; adenylate cyclase-modulating G protein-coupled receptor signaling pathway
Cellular component (GO): plasma membrane
Molecular function (GO): G protein-coupled peptide receptor activity
Source: RefSeq, a predicted model, not a curated record